Messenger RNA from Papilio xuthus (Asian swallowtail), 751 nucleotides. RefSeq lists its product as uncharacterized. NCBI's taxonomy places the organism in Eukaryota, Metazoa, Arthropoda, Insecta, Lepidoptera, Papilionidae. The record is from RefSeq and is a predicted model, not a curated record. The transcript has 4 exons. Bases 45 to 536 code for a protein of 163 amino acids.
UAAUUAUAACAGUUAGUUAAAGGUUAUAAAUAUUUAUCUUUAUAAUGCUUUGGCGUAUAAUUUUCUUUAUUGUGCCUAUCGUGUUUGUACAGUCAUACCCAAGUAAUAUAGUUGAAUUGGAAGACUCAUAUAGUGUACAUAAUACAGAAAAUGAAAUAACAAAUGGCAGAAUUCAUAUGACGUUAAAACAAUAUCACUGCGCAUGGAAUGAUUCCUAUAAUUCAAAGUUGCUGACAUUCGGCGCCAAAUCCUGGGUAUUCCCAAAGCAAGACGUUAACUUAGUUCUGUCAUAUCCUGACAAGAAUGAAACCAUAAAGAGUAACGAUGUGAUAACCAAAUUCAAUGUACUCAUAAUGAUAGAUAGCACCCACAGUAGAGGAUAUAUCACAUCUGGAGGAAUUCUUCAGGAUCACAUAUCCCUAUCUUUCGUGUUUAGCGGCAUAACAUCUCUAACAUAUCAGUUCUGGCUGUACGGAUUGCCGAAUGAAUAUCUACCCCGAAUCGAUCCUUACACAAAUGUGCAUAACAUGUGCUAGCAAUGUAGUUCUAGCUAUCUAAAAUCAUUUGGCAAAUGUUUGGUGCCACGCUGUAAACUUUUGACAAAUGUUUGGUGCCGGACUAUAAACGGUUGACAUAUGUUUGGAACCAUCUCGUAAACAAAUUAAAUCUAUUAAUUACUCUGAUGUACAAAACGCUAUAAAACAUAAAAUAUUUCAAAAUAAAGCCAAAAUCUUCAUUUUCUUACCACCUA